UUUCGAGCCGCCGAACCGCCUGAUAUCUCAGACCAGUGCGUCACCGAGUGGUUUACGAGCCCGGUGUACUGCGUUCGUGCGAUAAUGCAGCCACCACGAAUUCUGCUUUGACGUUGACGCCCACUCAAACUUAUGAUCCAGAAGCCAUCAUGAAACGGCCCUCCGCCCUGAUUCUUCUUCUUGCUUGCACUGUGGUAACAGCGCAGCUCCGAUCGCUUCCCGUCGAACGCUCCGGCCUUUACGCCCCGCGCUUCUUCCGCCAGAAACCCCUCGUGGACCCCAUCCCCGCCGGCCCAGCAGCCAUGUCGCCCUCAGACCCAUCCGACUCCCGGCUGCCACCGCCGGCUCUGGACGGCGUGAGGCUCUCCGACGUCAUGGGCCGCGACCGGAGCAUCAACAUCUUUGCCGGCUUCACACGCGACAUCGAGUCCGCCUCCUGCCGCCUCGAUGACCAAACGCGCAACACCACCGUGCUGGCGCCGCUCAACUCCGCCGUCGAGAAGUUGCCACGGAAGCCGUGGGAAGACCCCAAGGACUAUCAGCGACUCGGGGAGAAUGUGUACGAGGGCGAUGACGGUCGCGAAAGGGCACAAAAGAAUAUCCAGCGCUUCGUUGAGGCGCACAUGGUUGAUAUAAGCCCUUGGCCUGAGAACGAGAAGGUCAAGACUUUGGGUGACGAUAGGGAUGUUUGGUGGGAGAAUAGGAACGGGACCAAGUUUAUCCAGCCUGGCAACGUUGAGGUCAUCAGCGUCGCCAGCACGGUUGCUAACGGCGAAGUUUGGAUUAUCAAGGAAGUCCGCAACUAUGUCUAAACCUUUAGAUUUGCGACGAGGGCCCAUGGCCCGUGGCUGAAUAGCUCAGAUACAAGAGUGGAUGGUCAAUAUGGCAGAGGUCGAAAUACCCGAUUGGCGCUUGGUGUGGAAAAGAUAUCUAUCGUGUCUCUCACAGCAGGGGGACAUCGCCAGAGAAUUGAUAUGCUUCUCUUGACCUGCAGAAAGCUGUGAUAUUCAAUUACCCAUGCUGACUCUACGUUCAGGUCUAGGGUUUUGCUACUCUACCUACCAUCCAGGCUGAGCCAGGUCUUUGCCAUCAAAUUUAAAGGAAGAUACAUGACGGGUAUAUGAAACUCAAAGUAAUUAGUUCGUCCACCUGGCUUUGGGAACAAUACUCGCAGAACUCCCUGCAGUGUUCGCAAUACUGAACUUUGGAU
Molecule: messenger RNA, 1210 nt
Organism: Colletotrichum destructivum
Lineage: Eukaryota; Fungi; Ascomycota; Sordariomycetes; Glomerellales; Glomerellaceae
Product: Putative FAS1 domain-containing protein Mug57
Exons: 3
Coding region: 150-812 (220 amino acids)
Source: RefSeq, a predicted model, not a curated record